Heterotrigona itama is the source of this 1316-nucleotide messenger RNA. The record is from the annotation of a GenBank genome assembly. Lineage: Eukaryota; Metazoa; Arthropoda; Insecta; Hymenoptera; Apidae.
AUCUAUCAAAGUACAAACGAGCAAUACAGUUUAUCAAUCUGCAAAACAAAGUUAUAGUAAGAACGAAAAAAGAAGUGAUGUAAAAACUAUGUAAAAAUGUUAGUUUUUGCAUAAGCGAGUGCUGUGUCAAGGCAUGAUAUCUCAAUUAUGUUAUGUAUUCAGAACAUAUGAGAAUUCUUGGAAUUUCGGAACACAGUAAAAACGUAAGCUUCUUUUAUCAUUAAAUAUGUUCUGUAACAUCUCACAAGAAAACUGAUAAAUCCAUAAUUACCUCACCAGGUCACGUAUGGUGCAUAUAGAAAAAAGAAGAAUAUUCGAUACGAAGAAACAACAUUGGUUUAUUAUGUUUUUAAAUGAAGUGGAUAACGAUUGCAGCUAUGUUUAAUAGAUAUUUAAGAAAAAUUUGACUUAAUCUGCAAAUAACUUCAGAUUGUCAGACCAAUCUAUGUGCGAAUAUUUCAGAAGUUUUUAUUUUGUUUAAAAAUUUUGUUAUUUAUGAAUAAAAUAAAAAUCUUAUGUUUCGACAAAAAUCUAUUAAAGUAGUAUAAAAUUUCGGGACUAUUUACUUGCAACAUUAUUAUUUGGAUUAUCUUAUAUUUCAAUGAAAUAUUUGUUAUGAUAGUAUUUAUUUGAAUUAGUACUAAAAUAUAUAUUUAAAAUAUUCUAUUUCUUUAUGUAAAUACUAUUUUAUAUACGUAUAUUAUUUGUUAAAUUUUGUUUACACUGAAGGAAAUAAUAUUACUUUUAGAAAAUUUAUUUCUAUUUUUUUGUUUCAAAAAUCUAUUUUUCUCAGAUUCUUUGAAUAGUAAAUGAUCUGGGUAAAACUUAUAUUUCAGGAAGGCAAUUGGAUUAUCUUCACUUUCACAUACAAGAUGUUCACAGAUUUACUAUCCAACAUUUUUUCUUAUAAACUGUAGAUGCUAUGGAAAAGUGAAGAAGAACUAUCUAAUAUUGUACAAUGUAAGGAUAUAUAAAAAUUUUGUAUAAUAAUAUUAUUUUUUUAAGAACUGUAGAUGAUCUUCAAUUUUUUAAAUGGAAUGUUUUUUUUAGAUUAUAUGAAAGCAAAUGUGAAAACAAAUUCAAUGAUCUUCAUACUUACACAGGAUCAAGAACUGUGUUGUCCAGGACAGUCUCCUCAGUAAUCUGCAGAAAAUUUUAGUUGCUCAUUUUUUUGUUAAAAAGUUAUUAUUAAAUUUUAUUGAAUUAAAAUAUUUACAGAGUAUAAUAGUUAUGUGGGAUGGGGAAUUCUGGGAAGGGGCCUGGAACUUUCUCCAGUGCUCAAUAACGACACAAUUGUCGCCAUCUGGAGUGAAGGC